CAGGGAGGCGUGUGAGCAAUUGCCCAGAGUCACCAGGAGUCAGAUUAAGGCUGAUAGGACCCACUGCCUGUCAACCACCGACAGAUGCUGAUUGCAGCUGCACCGUACCUGGCAACGCUGUAUGUGGCGGCUCAGAGAGAGAGAGAGAGAGAGUAGCAAGGAGCUGUAGAAUUGGCUCGGAUGAUAUUUGCUUAGCAGUGGAAGGAUGUGGGAGGCAUGAAUGUCUCUAAAGAACAAGCAGUAGAGGAGAAUAUGCUCGGCAGUUUCGAUCUGCCCUUGGCCGCAGGGGCACAGUCGCUUUGCAAAUGGGGCCCUUCUAUAACGGCCUUCUAGCACCGUUGAAGGGAGGCCAUGACAGCGAGCCAAAGUGAAUGCCCUUCUGUGCUUUGGGAUCUCCAGUUAGGUGAGGGAGCGUCUGGACACCUUGAAGAAAAAGACUUCCUUGGACCCCAUUUGCAUUGGGUUCCUUGGACGUACUGGAGCAGGGAAGAGUUCUCUGCUCAAUGCCAUGAUAGGCAAGAAGCUGCUCCUGCCAGUGUCUGGGGAGGAAUCAUGCACUUCUUGCAUCGUGCAGGUGAAGGGAAGUUGGAAUGACUAUUUCGAAGCUAGGAUUCACCUUCUCUCAGAACAAGAAUGGAAGGAUGAACUGAAGAAAAUUGUGGAGGUUUCGGGAGAAACUGAGGAUGACUCUGACGAUGAUGGCUCUGAUGAGAUCGUGAAUGAUGGUAGGGCUAAGCUCUGUGCACUUUAUGGGGCUGGAGCUGAAAACAAAAGUUACGAAGAAUUGCUGCAGACAAAACUGCAAGUGACUAUUCCUGUCGGACGAGUAAUUAAAAUCAAGAAAAAGAAGGCAAAGGAGUUCUCCAGAGUCCUGGAGCCAUAUAUUUGUGUCCGGAAUGAAGGCUCCAAUGUACCCUGGCCACUGAUUAAGUAUGUGGAAGUGACUAUUCCAGGAUCAGACAUUCUUCCAGAGGGCAUCAUGUAUGUGGACAUUCCUGGGACAGGAGACUCUAACCGCACAAGGGAUGAAAUGUGGAAACAGAGCGUUGAUAUGUGUUCAGUCCUCUGGAUUAUUAGCGACAUUGAGCGUAGCACAGGAGAAAAGGAACAACCACAGUUGCUGAAUGCAGGCAUCAAGGCUUAUGUGGGGGGAAUAUGCAUGGAUAUCAUCAUGGUGGUCACCAAGUCGGAUAAGCUGGACCUGGAGGAAUACAAGAGGCGACAAAGAAAUACAAGUGCUUCUAUUAAGAAUCUUCAUGAUGCCAUCAUCAAGAGAAAUAAAGAUGUGAAGAAGAACAUGGAGGACAGCAUUAGAAAGAAGCUGAAGAAAAGGCUACCAUCUGAUUCGGAACUUCUCAAGAAGUCUGAUCUGGUUUAUACGGUCAGCACUAGAGAUUUCUGGGAGGCAAAACAUCUCAGCCCCAAAGAAACAGAGAUACCAAAGCUGAGGGAAUACAUCAAGAGGAUCUAUCUGAGAGAAAAGAAGAAUCUGCUGAUGGGCUACAUCAAAGAAGCUCGGGGCCUUCUCCUGCUUUUUAAGAGCUUUGGUUCCAAACAACAUAUUUCGAAGCAGCAUUUUCAGGAGAGUGGCGUGGAAGAGUUCAUGAACAAAGAGACUGAUGCUUUGGAGAAGAGCCUUGACAAAUGCUUCAGUCAGAUAAAACAGCCCCUUUGUGAUGGCGUGCAGCGUGCCAGAACCUGCUACAAGGACAUUGUCGAAGGGAUGCUCACAAAAGGCACCAGUAAUAGAGGUUUCCACAGGACACUGAAAGCUGUGUGUGAGAGGAAUGGUGUUUAUGUCUCUAAGGCAUUUGCACGCAUUGAUUUCAAUGACAAUCUUGCAAGACCUAUUUAUGAUAAAAUUGAUGGCACAUUUGGAGGCAUAUUCAGAAAUGUGGAAAAUUCAACCCAGGCAACCCUCACUACUGUCUCGGAGGCGAGGCCAGGCUGUGGGAACCUGCAGCAGAGAGGGACAGAUGAAGGAGGUCUGUGGGACCUGCUGAAGAACUUUAAAGAUGUAGGGCAGAAGAAGAUAGAGCAAAUUGGAAAAGCCAACAAGCUACCAAAUGGCCGCUCCGAGAUAGAAACCUUCAAUUGUGAAAUAGAUGUCAUCCUAACAAAACUAAGACAAGAAAUCCUCCGGAGAAAGAUGGACAUCUACCAGUCUCCUCCGGUAUUCAUCCAAGAUGUUCUAAGGCUCCAUUAUCAAGAGGCCUCAAGAGUUAGGGGACUUGGAACCUGUGAGAAGAUGAAAGGAAUCUUCAGGAAGAAUAUUAAGAAAGAGGUGAACAACAGCAUGUUUGAGAAGGCCAAAUUAAAGAUGAUGAGUUCUUUGAGUCAACUGAAGGAAGACAUCGUGGAGUGCUUGAAAAAAGAAAUAUCCAUUGUGCUCAAACUGAUCUGGUUGCCGCAGGAGCAGCUGGCUGUGAGGUUGCCAGAUAUUACAGAGGAGUGUCAAGAAAUUGAGCGUCUCUAUAGAGAAUUGAAUACUGAGGAACAAGGAAGGGAUGGCAAAGACGAGGCUCCUUAAAGUGUCAGCCUCAGGAUGAUUCAGUCAGUCUGGCCCAUCAAUUGACUCCUGCAACUUGUGAAAUGGACAUUUCCUCAUGAUGUCUUCCUCUCCUCUCUCUGUCCCUCCCCUUUUCUUUUAAGAAUUGCACCUUAUAUUUUGGUCGAAAUAUUGGCACAAUUAGAGAUAACUAAUCCGUGGGAUUUGGGGUUGGGUUGAACCAAUCAGGCAGGCGGCCUCUCCCAGGAAGGGAAGGCGUAAGGCUCAAGUCACCCCAAAGUGAGGGCUGAGCUGGCCAGAUUCCCUCCACACAUGGAAUGAAACCCUAGGCUGGGCUCCAACUGCACCUCCGUGAAGGAGCAGGAACUUCAGCAUAAGGUAGCUGUGUUCCUUUGAGUAGGAUUUCCAGGGUUGGGAGCAGAGAAUAAGGAGAUAGCAGCUACAGUUGUUGCCCCUGGUAAACCUCCAAUCUCAGUGGGCACAGACGUAGGCUAUCCCCAAUACAGAGCAACCCCCACGGAUCAAUAGUUCCCUAUUUGCUGGCAUCAAGGAGUUUGAUGGGCAUUGUUUCCUGAAGCCAGCCAGUCAAAUAGUGCGUUGCUGCCAUCUAGUGACACUAGAGGAGAUUGCAAUUGAUUAAAGAGAUUAAAGAGAAAUUGA
Hemicordylus capensis (graceful crag lizard) is the source of this 3169-nucleotide messenger RNA. RefSeq names its product nuclear GTPase SLIP-GC-like. NCBI's taxonomy places the organism in Eukaryota, Metazoa, Chordata, Lepidosauria, Squamata, Cordylidae. The record is from RefSeq and is a predicted model, not a curated record. Gene Ontology annotation, molecular function: GTPase activity. The transcript has 17 exons. The coding region runs from base 509 to 2530 and encodes 673 amino acids.